This is a messenger RNA of Vitis riparia (riverbank grape), 2319 nucleotides long. Its product is annotated as putative elongation factor TypA-like SVR3, chloroplastic. The record is from RefSeq and is a predicted model, not a curated record. Gene Ontology annotation, cellular component: ribonucleoprotein complex; cytosol. The transcript is spliced from 14 exons. Gene Ontology annotation, molecular function: GTP binding; GTPase activity. Bases 74 to 2101 code for a protein of 675 amino acids. NCBI's taxonomy places the organism in Eukaryota, Viridiplantae, Streptophyta, Magnoliopsida, Vitales, Vitaceae.
UCAUUUCUCAAAUCCCUUCCGUUGCUUUAAACUCUCAGAGUUCUCCUCAGAAGCACUGUGAGGCUUGAGAGCAAUGGAGAUGGCUAUCGCAUUUCACAAACCUCUCAAUUCUCGUCUCUCCAUCAACCCUAACCCUAACUCUAGGAGAGGCCUUUGUUUCUCGUCAUCUCUGCUAUUCAAUUGCAGAUUGCCUUCAUCUCCAAUUGCCACAACACCAUUCAAAUUCCCCUUCAGAAAUUCGGUCCCCGCUCCGAUCAAAUGCUCUAUUUCCACAGAAACUGCCAAAGAGAAAAAGAGGCAGUUAAUGCGAAGAAGAGACAUAAGGAACAUUGCGAUUGUUGCUCAUGUAGAUCAUGGAAAGACUACAUUAGUGGAUGCAAUGCUGAAGCAAGCAAAGGUAUUUCGUGAUAACCAAUUUGUACAGGAAAGAAUAAUGGACUCAAAUGAUCUAGAGCGUGAAAGGGGAAUUACAAUACUUAGCAAAAACACAUCAAUCGGCUAUAAGGAUACAAAAAUAAACAUUAUUGAUACUCCUGGCCACUCUGAUUUUGGAGGUGAAGUGGAACGCAUACUCAAUAUGGUGGAGGGGGUUCUUCUAGUGGUAGAUUCUGUUGAGGGGCCGAUGCCACAAACAAGAUUUGUUUUAAAGAAGGCUCUGGAAUUUGGGCAUGCUGUUGUUGUAGUUGUUAAUAAGAUCGAUAGGCCUUCUGCUCGCCCAGAUUAUGUCAUCAAUGCCACUUUUGAACUCUUUAUUGAACUGAAUGCUACAGAUGAACAGUGCGAUUUCCAAGCGAUAUAUGCAAGUGGUAUCAAAGGAAAGGCUGGACUAUCUCCUGAAAAUUUGGCAGAUGAUCUUGGACCACUUUUUGAAUCUAUAAUUAGAUGUAUACCUGGACCACGAAUUGACAAAGAUGGUGCACUACAAAUGCUUGCUACAAAUAUUGAAUAUGAUGAACAUAAAGGUCGGAUUGCUAUUGGACGCGUUCAUGCUGGGGUUUUGCAGAAGGGAAUGGAUGUGAGGGUAUGCACCACAGAAGAUGCUUGUAGAUAUGCAAGAGUCAGUGAACUUUUUGUAUAUGAAAAAUUCAGUAGGGUUCCUGCAGCAACUGUGGAAGCUGGUGAUAUAUGUGCUGUUUGUGGUAUUGAUGACAUUCAGAUUGGAGAGACAAUUGCCGACAAAAGUUCUGGGAAGCCAUUACCUGCCAUUAAGGUAGAAGAGCCAACAGUGAAAAUGGCUUUUUCUAUCAAUACUUCACCUUUUGUUGGCCGUGAGGGAAAGUAUGUUACCAGUAGAAACCUAAGAGACCGGCUCUAUCGUGAGAUUGAGCGGAAUUUGGCUAUGAGAGUUGAAGAUGGUGAAACUGCAGAUACAUUCAUUGUUAGUGGGCGGGGUACUUUACAUAUUACCAUACUGAUAGAAAACAUGCGAAGGGAAGGAUAUGAAUUCAUGGUGGGCCCCCCAAAAGUUAUCAACAAAAGAGUGGAUGACAAGUUGCAGGAACCUUUUGAGAUUGCCACUGUGGAGGUACCAGAAGAACACAUGGGUUCUGUGGUUGAACUUCUUGGCAAAAGGCGUGGGCAGAUGUUUGAUAUGCAAGGAGUUGGGUCUGAGGGAACUACACUACUUAAAUACAAGAUACCAACCCGUGGCCUUCUUGGAUUGCGAAAUGCAAUUUUAACAGCUUCUCGAGGCACUGCAAUUCUCAAUACCAUAUUUGAUAGCUAUGGACCUUGGGCUGGUGAUAUUAAUACCAGGGAUCAGGGUUCAUUGGUUGCAUUCGAGGAGGGAAGCACAACAUCUUAUGCCCUUUGUAGUUCACAGGAGAGAGGGCAGAUGUUUGUUGGACCUGGAGUUGACGUUUAUAAAGGACAAAUUGUAGGCAUUCAUCAGCGUCCUGGUGACUUAUCCCUAAAUGUGUGCAAGAAGAAGGCUGCAACAAAUGUGCGGUCCAACAAGGAACAAACUGUGGUUCUUGACACACCUUUGGAUUACAGUCUAGAUGACUGCAUAGAGUACAUUCAAGAAGAUGAGAUGGUGGAAGUCACUCCUUUAAGCAUCCGAAUGUGCAAGAAUCCAAAAUUUGCAAAGAAGACAAGGUAAGGACUCAUUGCGUGCCCUGCAGGUCCGCUAACCGCUUAUCCCUCAACUCCAUAUAGCAUUUCCAAACUUUGAAUUUAUAAAAGACAUAGAGUUAUGCCAAGUUUUGCUGCAAUAUUGGAUAAUUGUAUCAUGUAUUCAUUCAUGUUGGUAUAAAAUGUCAAAGUUUAAUCACUAAAGCAUAUUUUCAAAAUUAAUAGAAAGAAACCAAGUUCUCAUUA